Sitodiplosis mosellana (orange wheat blossom midge) is the source of this 7146-nucleotide messenger RNA. RefSeq names its product neurabin-1 (gene Spn). Gene Ontology annotation, molecular function: actin filament binding. Lineage: Eukaryota; Metazoa; Arthropoda; Insecta; Diptera; Cecidomyiidae. The transcript has 20 exons. Gene Ontology annotation, cellular component: cytoplasm; postsynaptic density; dendrite. Bases 1284 to 6242 code for a protein of 1652 amino acids. The record is from RefSeq and is a predicted model, not a curated record. Gene Ontology annotation, biological process: neuron projection development; actin filament organization; calcium-mediated signaling.
CAUUGUGUUUGCGUUUAUCAAGUAGUUCAUUUUCAAGAGCCGGCAGUAAGUGAAGUGGAUUCUUUCGUCUUGCGCUCGGUGUCUAUACAUUAAAAAACACGGAAUAAAAAAACUAAUAAUUUUGCUUGGUAGUGUAUAUCAUGUUCAAAACCGAAUAGACUGAGCGAAAAAAAGAAACAGAGCGACACACAGUAAACAGUCAGCACGUCAACACAAACGAUAGACUAUACACAAUUUCACAUACAUACAAGAGACAGAAAUUGGGAAAUUCGACACAAUCAGAAGCAGUUGCAAAAGUAAAAGCAUCGAAAGAGCAGGCAGAGAGUUAGAAGACACCCAAAAAACACGACACAUGAAAAGAUUUUGCCUUUAAUUCAGAUGUUCUCCUUUCGUCUACAUUGAUUUUAAUGAAAUAUAGUGAGGUGAUCUCGCGAUUACUCUAAUACAAAAUAAAAAGUAGUCGGCAUAAAAUCAUUGCGCAGCUUUUAUUCGAAAAAAAGCUGAGAAAUUCAAAAGGCAGGGGAAUUCACUUCGAAGACAGUAGAAUCUAGGUUGUGUUUCAUAAGUUUUAUGAACAGCACAUUUUAUCGAAUUCAAUAAAAAAAAAUUGAAUUGAUUGAGUGAGUGUGUAUAGUGUUUUGAAUGUAGAAUCCAUUUUCACAAUACAGUGUCAAAAGUUGAAUCCGACAAUAUGAAAAGAUGGUUAUAAUAUUUCAAAAAUAUAAACGAUUAAUUUAAUAUUUCGACUAAACACGGAUCAUUAUAAAAAAAACUGUAUCAACAAUUUUCCAUUUUUUUCCCCAGAAAAAGACUCUGCAAUAAUAAUUGUGGAUUUGAAGAAAAAUUUGUUUAUGGUCUUUGUAGGAAAAUGUCCAGUGACUACACAGUAUAGGAUUGUUUUUCCAUUCAAUUUUAUAUUAAAAUCAAGUGUGAAUUUGGCUAAGUGAAUGAUACUUCUUUGUUUGUGUUUUGACAAAGCAACCCGCAUGCACCACAACAUAUUAGGAAAUGUUGGUAUCAUAUUAAAAUAAAUAAAUAAAUGUACUGAAACGAGUCAAUCAGCAGUGUGAGGUUUUAUCAAUUUGAUUAAAUACGGAAAUUGAAAUAAAAAUAAACUGAACAGUGGAAUAUCGCAAGGCGUAACAUCAGCAAUUUCAUAACGAUAACGAUGUACAUUUCAAUGCAGACAAGAUGGAUAGUGAAAUGAAAUAUUUCGUUUGUGUUCAUAAUAGAAAAUAUAAUAUUCAGAUAAUACUGGUCAACUAAAACAUAUUGAAGUGAAAAUGGAUAGAUCUGCCAACUCAAACGUUGGACCAAAAGUUUCCCAAAUUGCCAACCUUUUCCAGCGACGACCUGCUGAAGUGGAGAUAGAACCAGUGAAGGAUGGUCAAUGUCCAAUUGGUUCGAAUGCACCAGUCGUUCGAUCAGAAUCGCAUGCCGUGCGAUUCAAUAAUGCCCGAGCUCUGUUUGAAAAAUUGGGAGUUGAAAAUCGCGCACCUCGACCGGCUGCACUCAGUUUGAAGAAUUCGAAUAGUCGUGAUAGUUUGAGCGGUGAUAGUCCCGAAAGAGGAGAUGCCCGUACUCCAUCACCGAAACGAACAACGAACUUUACGCUUGGCAAUGGAGUGGUCGCCAAACGGGAUCCAUCUAAAAUACAUAACACGUCUCGUGUCAAACCGGAGAAACCUGAAAAGCCCGAAAAACCAGAACGCAAAUUUAACUCUAAGGAGUUGAUAGAAAAACAGAAAAAUUGGACGUCGCAUUUUACAAAAACACGGGCUUCUAGAUUCAAUAGCGAUCCAAAUCGUUGUGAUAUCAUUCGUGCGGUGCCUGGCAAUGUACUUUACCCAGGUAAUGAUAACCAACAAGCUUCAUUGGUUUCAUCGGUUUCUGCCACAUCCGCUACAAUUUCUACAGUUACACCAUCUGCAACGCCUCCAAACUGCAAGGUAACCGGAAGUCCAAAUGUAUCACAAACACAACUCCCUACAAAGGAGUUACAACGUAAUCGAUCUCAUUCGAGAUCAUUUGAUUCUUCCAAGUCAUCUGAAUCGUCACCACCCCCAAGUCCACCGGUUCGCCAAAUAUCUUCCUCCAAUCCACCGGACGUCAAACCGCGCCAUUCCUCACGAUCUUCAUUCAGUAAUACGAGUCCAGUAAAACAGCCAACAUCAAUCCCAAAUAAAUCGCCCAAUGUGGAACCACCCGAACGACGUAAACGUUCAAUUGACUUAAUAGAUGAUUCGACAAAUUCUUCAACUGUUGAAUAUGCUGAAGUGAAAAAAUAUUCCAACGAUUUGCCAUCGUCAUUGGGUUCACAACCAACAAGUUCAUCACCAAGUUCUGGUCUAAGUAUUUCAUCGGGACCAUCCAGUCCUAAUCAUACGGAAGAUGAGAAACAAGAAAACGAAUCAAACGAAAAAACUGAUCUUUUCGACGAAAUCAUCACUGAAUAUCGUCAGUCAAAAUUAAAUUCGGAAAACGAACCAACUGAGGAUAUUUUCUCUUCAAAACGAACUAUUUGUGUCCAACCGCUCGAUGCGGUACAAAAUACUACACAUUCGACAAGUAUUGUCAGUACAGAUGAGGGUGGUUUCAAUGAGCCAUCACCUGAAAUAAAAGCCAAAUUGAAACCAGCUUAUACGUAUGAAACAGCAACGACGGCUGCGCAAAAUAUAACAGAGGGAUUCGAUACCAAAGAUACUACAGACGAUGCCAACCAGCACUCAUUGCACUAUGUGGACUUUGGGUAUCGGUUGAAUCCCGAUGGUAGUGAAAGUAAGCAAUGUUUUAGUGACGAAUACUAUGAUAUUGCACAAAACAUCAAUGAAAAAGGCAGUGGAUGCAUCGAACGUCAACGUUGUGACAAACGUACGGUUCACUAUCCGGUCGCCGAUUCAGUUGUUUAUGCCGCUAUAAAAUCGGAACCAUCAUCAUCUAUAUCGCCGCCUUCAGAGCCCAAAUUCAAUUGUGAUAAACCAAACAAUCGAAUUGACGACAGUUAUCCAAAUGAUGAUAAUGUUUCUGAUAUAGAUGAGAAAUUUGAACAAAUUUAUAGCUCAGCUACAAAAGAUCUCGAUAUAAAUAGUGGUGAUGUACGAUUUCCAGACGGUGAUUCUUCGUUCAACUUGAAAAAUGUAGAAUUUGCUGAUGCCAGCGAUAAGGAAGAUUUACCAGAUACUAUGACUGCUUAUGAGGCUGACCGACUGUUGAGCUCUAGAAUUUUGGAAAACAAAAUUGGACAACAGUCAAUAUUAUCAGAUGAAGAGGCUCGGGAAGUAGAAGAAUUACUUCAACGCAAAAGAGAGAAUUCAAUAUCUAGUCAAAAUAGCGAUGCAAAACUUCCAUCGAAAGAAGGAGUGGAUCUGCAACAACAGUCACAGUCACAGUCACAAUCACAAUCACUUUCGAAUGAUGAAAUUGGGUCACUAUCUGAAUCAACAAAAACAGUACCACCACCCUUACCAUCUCAUCCACCGCGCAUAAAAAGUGUACGCUCAACGAAAGUUGAAUCAGCGAUUAUAACAAACGAGCAAGCUUGUAACAAUUCCGAAUUGAAUCAAACGGAUUCAAUCCAAAUUUCUACGUUGUCAUUAAACGAUCCAGAUCAAUUUUUCAUACCUGAAUAUCCACCAAUUUCACCGAAAGAGGUGUACAGUGAUUCAGGCGUACAUUAUUUUGAAGAUGGUAAUUUUUGGAUGGAGAUCCCUGGCUUGUUGGAUUGUGAUGAUGAAGACGAUGAUGACCUAGACUAUCCUGUGUUCGUUAAGAAAAACACCAAAAUCAAAUUCAGCUGUGGACCGAUAAAAGUAUUUUCAACAUACUCGGUCAAUGACUAUGAUCGUCGAAAUGAGGACGUUGACCCAGUUGCUGCCUCAGCUGAGUAUGAGCUGGAAAAACGUGUCGAAAAAAUGCACGUAUUCAAGGUGGAAUUAAUGAAGGGUCUUGAAGGACUUGGCCUAAGUAUAAUCGGGAUGGGAGUUGGGGCCGAUGCUGGUCUCGAAAAGCUUGGCAUCUUUGUCAAAACCAUCACUGAUAAUGGAGCAGCAGCACGUGAUGGACGUAUUCAAGUCAACGAUCAGAUUAUCGAAGUUGAUGGCAAAAGUUUGGUUGGUGUUACACAAGCAUACGCGGCAUCAGUUUUGCGAAAUACAUCUGGUCUAGUCAAAUUUCAAAUUGGUCGUGAGCGAGAUCCAGAAUCCUCAGAGGUGGCACAAUUAAUACGACAAAGUUUACAAGCUGACAAGGAGAAAGAAGAACGAAUUAAAAGGCAACAAGAGGAGUAUUUGAGACGAACAAUCGACUAUUCCGAGGAUUCGACACAACCAGCUUCGGCAAAUUCAAGCGUUUGCGAAGGACCUACAAGCCCACUUAUCAUUGAUAAUACACUCAAUUCGAUGGAAGCUGAAGCAAAACACUCACAAGAAGUAGAGUCCUUGAAACGUCUUCUACAAGAGCUCGUCAAGUUAGAAGCAACUGGUAAUGAGUCAGAUUUGAUCGCUGAACGUUUAAGACAGACUGAGAAAGAUUUGUCGCAAGCACGGCGGGAAUCUUUAAACUUUCAACAACUGUUACAACAGUCUCAAUCGCAAUUUACCACACUUGAUCGGAAGUAUAGCAAAGCAAAACGUCUUGUUCGCGAAUACCAACAACGGGAAGUCGAUAUGAUCCAACAAGAAGAGUUCUAUUUGCAAUUGUUGCAAGAAAAAGACUGCGAAUACAACGCACUAGUGAAGAAAUUGAAAGACCGAGUGAUUCACCUGGAGCAAGAGUUACAAGAAACGCAACGGAAAGCCGGAUUACCCAUUUACUUACCGUAUGAUGGCGCAAGCCUUCGUCUUACACCACAAAUGACUCGAAAACAACCACCAAAACGAUUUCAAAAAAUUCCACUGGAAACUGGUCUAUCCGACACCGAAAUAUCGGAUUUUUCACCGGAUGGUGAGGAUGAUGAUAAAACGGCAACUGUUGAACGAAAAGUUCCACUUAAAGAUGAAUUAGAUGCAGCGGUGCCACAACACGAACUACUCGAUACUGCUGUAAAUAAAUCGAAAAGUGACUUAGUAUCACGUGGCUUAGCAAAACGAUUGCCAUCGGGUAAAAAAAGCUUAAGCAGUUCUGAUUGUGCAUUAAAUGAAAGCGAAGAAGAGGUCAUCGAGCCCAUGCCCGUGUCCAUUUCUAAUGCCAAACAUAAUGGCCAUAGUUUUGUGGGUUUAAAAGCGAACGACAAUAACAACAACAAUGGAAACAAGAAACGGUUUGAAAGUGCACCACUAUACGCACAGGUACACAAAGAGCACACAAGAUCGAAUAACGAUAACCAAAACCAAAACUCCAACAAUCACUUCGUUCCACACUCAACAAUACCAAAUAUUUACAAGAAUGCGAGUGAUAGCGCACCAAUAAGCUCACCAUCUUAUAACAAUGAAUUGAGUAGCUCUUAUGACAGUAUUUUGAGUUCAAACGACAAACUAUCGGAUGUUGGCCAAAAUACAGACAAUUGGAUGUAUCCUAGCAGACGACGCGGUACGAAAACACCACCAUCAUCGUUUAGUGAUCAGCUUGCAUCAGUGUUGUCUGAACGCGAAAGUCGCCGCCUCGGGGAUGGAUCGUCUCGAGAUUCAAGCGACGAUUUUUCUGAAUUGAAUCGUGCGCAAAGCCAAGCCAUUUCAAUGUCACAAACUCUUUUAGUGGAAAUCAGACAAGCAGUUAACGAGGCUCAACCAAAAGUUAAAAACGUAAUUCCACAAACACUUUCUCCUCCGGGAACAGCCCCAUGGCUCCGGGAACAGCAAGGGCCUCCAUCACCAUCAAGCAUUUCAAGUAGUGGUUCAACAUCACCAGGCUAUUCACCAAGUCGGACAGUCGGUGACUUAUCAGGUUCAAGUACCAGCUUUUCGAGCGAACGGAAAAAUGCACAUCACUGGCAAAAUGGACCGGUCCAAGAAUGGACUAAAGAACAAGUUUGUCAAUGGCUUUUGGCUUUGGGUCUUGAACAACACACUCCAAAAUUUUUGGAACACGGCGUUGAAGGUGGCGCAUUAUUACAAUUAGAUUCACGUGACUUGAAAAUUCUAGGCAUUGGUGGUGAUGACAAACGAUUGUUCAAGCGAAAAUUGAAAGAACUGAAGCAUAUUGUUGAGAAAGAGAAGCGGCAAAUGGAGAAAGAUCGAAAGGAACGUGAAAAAAUGAUCCGAAAGGCCGAGAAGAAAGCUGAAAAAAAUGCAUCUAAAAAGAAGUAGAUGCAAAUACCCAUUUGGCGCCACUUAUCGAAUUUAGUAGUGCACUUUAAAAAAUUGACAUAGAAUUUUUGAUUUUCUUGAGCUUCUUCUGAAGCUAACAUGUAUUGGACUUACAAAUCGAACUACGUUACAAGCAUCCACGAACAAGGAAAAGGGCACAUACAAGGUGUAUUUGCUGUUAGUAAAUUUUGUAAUUUUGGUUCAGAUUUAUGAAUUUUGUGUAUACAUGUUUGGAACGAACAAUUUGCAUCGAUAACACUGGCUCCAAUUACCAUUUUUUUACCAAGAGAUUGAAUUCAAAAGACGCCGUUGCAACUCUUCGAAUCACAUUAGACUGGCUACUCCUUCGACCCCAAGGAAGUACCUUUCAUAUUGUUCAUGAAAGCAAAAGAUUUUCAAAUCUACAAGCCAAUGAAUACAGUGUUAUACAAUUUGGGUUUGUAAUCCCCAAAAGAAUCUGGCAUCUGAACAACUAGGAAAACUUUUAUGCAUCCCUGGAUCUACAAAAAGAAACAAAGAAUAAACACUAUAAUUUUUAAAAUAUCAAUGAACUACCUAAUUAUAACAUGAAUUUGUACAAGAAGUUUUUUUUUCAACAAACUUAGUUGUAAAUCAGCAUUCCAGCGAAUAUGGAAUCUACUUAGACGAAUUUUUUUUUCAAUCCAAUAAAAGACGUCAUUAUAAUUUAAUAAAAAUAAUAUAAUAAAAGUAGCACCGUGACUAUAUAAGUUGUAGCCCAUUGUAGCCAGUAAUGUGAAAACUGUUCAAAAUAGAUACUAACCCAUUUGGUCAGACCUAUUUAAGAAUUCAAACACUGUAGACAUUGAAAUGGUAAAAUAAUAGUGAAGAAAUAAAAACGAAAUGAAAAAAUAAAAAAAAGAACGAAAAAAACCUAAACCAAAAA